AUGAGUCACGAUUCCAUUCCGAGAUUCGCGCCGAAGCAGUGUUUUUACAGCAAAAGCGCUUGCAGAAUACUCCGAAGAGUUUACAAAAUUCGUCUUCUGAUGAUGACGACAGUCUGGUGGGUUCGUUGA
Cooperia oncophora is the source of this 129-nucleotide messenger RNA. Lineage: Eukaryota; Metazoa; Nematoda; Chromadorea; Rhabditida; Trichostrongylidae. The record is from the annotation of a GenBank genome assembly.